GAUAAACAGUGAGUGGAGUUGUUAAUUUACAGACUGGUUGCGCAGGCAUUCGGUUCACUUCUAUACGCUUCUUUAGACGUACCACAUCAAAUCAUUAAAGAUGUCAAUGAGCCCCGGUGGUCGCAGGCUAAAACAAUGGCUGGUUGAACAGAUACAUAGCGGACAGUACCCGGGACUUUUGUGGGAGGAUGACAGUCGCACUAUGUUCCGGAUCCCCUGGAAGCAUGCUGGGAAACAAGACUACAACCAGGAGAUAGACGCCUCUAUUUUUAAGGCCUGGGCUGUGUUCAAAGGGAAGUUCAAAGAGGGGGACAAGGCUGAACCGGCCACGUGGAAAACCCGGCUGCGUUGUGCGCUGAACAAGAGUCCUGACUUUGAGGAGGUGGCAGAACGCUCCCAGCUGGACAUCUCUGAGCCCUACAAGGUGUACCGGAUUGUCCCUGAGGAGGAACAGAAGACAGGUAAAGGCGUAGCUGCAGUCAUGACUGCUAGCUCUGGAGACAUCACGGACAUGGACUGCAGUCCUGAAGACCUGGAGGAACUCAUUAAAGAGUCCACCAGUGAAGACUACCUAGGAAGAAGUCACUCACCACAAGAGGAAGGCAGUAGGAUCCAGCCAGGCCUGGAGUACUGGAAUACUGGAGUGCUCAGUGCUUUCCCUUCGCAUUCAGAGUCUUCACCUGUGGGACCCUUUGGCACAGCUUUCUCCCAGUUGAUGAUCAGUUUCUACUACGCCGGCAAGCUCAUGCACACCAUGAUGACCUCCAACUCCGAGGGCUGCCGGCUGUGUCCGGGGCUGCCUCAGCUGGCCCACAGCGCCCCCUACGGGCCGGGCAGCAUGCAGACUGUGUGUUUCCCUCCAGCUGAGCUCAUCGAAGCGGAACGCCAGCGGCAGGUGACCCGCAAGCUCCUGGGCCACCUGGAGAGAGGGGUGCUGCUGCGGUGCAACCGAGAGGGCGUGUUCGUCAAGAGGCUGUGCCAGAGCCGGGUGUUCUGGAGCGGUGGCUGCCUGGGGACCCAGUACAGCCCCGGACACUGCAAGCUGGAGAGAGACGCUGUGGUCAAGAUCUUCGACACCGGAAGGUUCCUCGAAGCUCUCCGCCUGUACCAGGAAGGCCAGUUCCCUGCUCCAGACGCCACCGUCACCCUCUGCUUUGGAGAAGAGCUUCAUGACCUCAGCCUGGCCAAAAACAAGCUCAUCAUCGUGCAGGUCACUGCUGUGAACUGCCAGCAGCUUGUGGAGGCGGUGAGCCCCCGGCGCCCCCAGUACCCCAGCCCCCCCCUGGAGGUGUCUGACGAGCUGGCCGGAGACCAGGUGGCCCGCAUCUACCAGGACCUGUGCAGCUACAGCGCCCCCCAGAGGACAGCCUGCUACAGGGACAACAUGCCCAUCACUGCCUGAGCAGACCAGACAGACAGACAGGAAAAAAGACAGACAGACAGACAGGAAGACUGGCAGGCAGGCAGGAUCUAGUUGAUGACAGAAAUAGGAGAAGCAUGGAACAAAGUGAUGAGGGUUUACUGAAUAUGUUUCAUGGUGAAAUGGUGAUUCUAACGCCAAAGCUUCAGAAACUAUUUUCAUACAACAGUCAAUAAAUGUAUAUUUUUCUAUUUUCCUUUUCUUCUGAUAUGUUUUGUACAAGAGUUUAAGUUGACAGCAUUAUUGUUCUAAAUAGUUUGAGCUACAUAAUGGAUAGGUUUUACUAUCCACAAUCAUGUUCUACAGUUUGUAACCAUUGUGCAUUGCCAUUGUCUUUUUAUAACUGGGAAAUAAAAAUCCUGAUUUUCAAUCAA
Messenger RNA from Hypomesus transpacificus, 1794 nucleotides. RefSeq names its product interferon regulatory factor 8 (gene irf8). The coding region runs from base 101 to 1402 and encodes 433 amino acids. The record is from RefSeq and is a predicted model, not a curated record. The transcript has 9 exons. Gene Ontology annotation, biological process: immune system process; regulation of transcription by RNA polymerase II. Gene Ontology annotation, cellular component: nucleus. NCBI's taxonomy places the organism in Eukaryota, Metazoa, Chordata, Actinopteri, Osmeriformes, Osmeridae. Gene Ontology annotation, molecular function: protein binding; DNA-binding transcription factor activity, RNA polymerase II-specific; RNA polymerase II cis-regulatory region sequence-specific DNA binding.